CAGUGUGUGCCCACAAGAGCCAGCUCUCCCGAGCCCGUAACCUUCUCGUCCCGAGAGCUGCAGUUUCAGCCGCGACAGCAAGUACCGCUGAGCGGGCGACCGCAGCGUCGGCGGAGGCAGGAGCAGCCUGGGCGGGUCGCAGGGUCUCCCCGGGCGCAGGAAGGCGAGCAGAGAUAUCCUCUGAGAGCCAAGCCAAGAACAUUAAGGAAGAGAGGAGGAAUGAGGCUGGAUACAGUGCAGUGAAAACAGACACUUCAAGGAGAAGGGUACCCACUACUCAGAGACUGGACUGUGUCAUCAAAAUGAGAACUUACCGAUACUUCUUGCUUCUCUUUUGGGUUGGCCAGCCCUACCCAACUUUCUCAACUCCACUAUCUAAGAGGACUAGUGGUUUCCCGGCAAAGAAAAGGACCCUGGAGCUCUCUGGAAACAGCAAAAAUGAGCUGAACCGUUCGAAAAGGAGCUGGAUGUGGAAUCAGUUCUUUCUGCUGGAGGAAUACACAGGAUCCGAUUAUCAGUAUGUGGGCAAGUUACAUUCAGACCAGGAUAGAGGAGAUGGAUCACUUAAAUAUAUCCUUUCAGGAGAUGGAGCAGGAGAUCUCUUCAUUAUCAAUGAAAACACAGGGGAUAUACAGGCCACCAAGAGGCUGGACAGGGAAGAAAAACCUGUUUACAUCCUUCGAGCUCAGGCCAUAAACAGAAAAACAGGGAGACCCGUGGAGCCCGAGUCUGAAUUCAUCAUCAAGAUCCAUGACAUCAAUGACAACGAACCAAUAUUCACCAAGGAGGUUUACACAGCCACUGUUCCCGAAAUGUCUGAUGUCGGCACAUUUGUUGCCCAAGUCAGUGCAACUGAUGCUGAUGAUCCAACGUACGGAAACAGUGCCAAAAUUGUCUAUAGCAUCCUACAGGGGCAGCCCUACUUUUCAGUUGAAUCAGAAACAGGUAUCAUCAAGACAGCCUUGCUCAACAUGGAUCGUGAAAACAGGGAGCAGUACCAAGUGGUGAUUCAAGCCAAGGAUAUGGGUGGCCAGAUGGGGGGACUGUCUGGGACCACCACAGUGAACAUCACGCUGACGGAUGUCAAUGACAACCCUCCCCGGUUUCCCCAGAGUACAUACCAGUUUAAAACCCCUGAAUCAUCUCCGCCGGGUACACCAAUUGGCAGGAUCAAAGCCAGCGAUGCCGACCUGGGAGAAAAUGCUGACAUUGAGUACAGCAUUACAGAGGGAGAGGGGCUGGACAUGUUUGAUGUCAUCACCGAUCAGGAAACCCAGGAAGGGAUUAUAACUGUCAAAAAGCUCUUGGACUUUGAAAAGAAGAAAGUGUACACCCUCAAAGUGGAAGCCUCCAACCCUCACAUUGAACCCCGCUUUCUUUACCUGGGUCCAUUCAAAGAUUCAGCCACAGUUAAAAUUAUGGUGGAAGAUGUAGACGAGCCCCCUGUCUUCAGCAAACUGGCCUACAUCCUACAAAUAAGAGAAGAUGCUCAGAUAAAUACGACAAUAGGCUCAGUCACAGCCCAGGAUCCAGAUGCUGCCCGGAAUCCUGUCAAGUAUUCUGUUGAUCGACACACAGAUAUGGACAGAAUAUUCAACAUCGAUUCUGGAAAUGGUUCAAUUUUUACAUCGAAACUUCUUGACCGAGAAACAUUGCUGUGGCACAACAUUACAGUGAUAGCAACAGAGAUCAAUAAUCCAAAGCAAAGCAGCCGAGUACCACUGUAUAUUAAAGUUCUAGAUGUCAAUGACAACCCUCCAGAAUUUGCUGAAUUCUAUGAAACCUUUGUCUGUGAAAAAGCAAAAGCAGAUCAGUUGAUUCAGACCAUACGAGCCGUUGACAAGGAUGACCCUUACAGCGGGCACCAAUUCUCGUUCUCUUUGGCCCCAGAAGCAGCCAGUGGCUCAAACUUUACCAUUCAAGACAACAAAGACAACACAGCGGGAAUCUUAACUCGGAAAAAUGGCUAUAAUAGACACGAGAUGAGCACCUAUCUCCUGCCUGUGGUCAUAUCAGACAAUGACUACCCAGUCCAAAGCAGCACUGGGACAGUGACUGUCCGGGUCUGUGCGUGUGACCACCAAGGGAACAUGCAGUCCUGCCACGCGGAGGCCCUCGUCCACCCCACGGGGCUGAGCACGGGGGCUUUGGUUGCCAUCCUGCUGUGCAUCGUGACCCUACUAGUGACAGUGGUGUUGUUUGCAGCUCUCAGGCGACAGCGGAAAAAAGAACCUUUGAUCAUUUCCAAAGAGGACAUAAGAGACAACAUUGUCAGUUACAACGACGAAGGUGGGGGAGAGGAGGACACCCAGGCCUUUGAUAUCGGCACCCUAAGGAAUCCCGAAGCCAUAGAGGACAGCAAAUUACGCAGGGACAUUGUGCCCGAAGCCCUUUUUCUACCCCGACGGACUCCAGCAGCUUGUGAUAACACCGACGUCCGAGAUUUCAUUAACCAAAGGUUAAAGGAAAAUGACACGGACCCCACUGCCCCGCCCUACGACUCUUUGGCCACCUUCGCCUACGAGGGUACCGGCUCGGUGGCCGAUUCCCUGAGCUCGCUGGAGUCGGUGACCACGGAUGGAGACCAGGACUACGAUUACCUUAGUGACUGGGGGCCUCGGUUCAAAAAGCUCGCAGAUAUGUACGGAGGGGUGGGCAGUGACAAGGACUCCUGAUAUGUUGCCUUUUUCAUUUUCCAGUACGACACUGAAACAUGUGAAGUGGCUAUUUCCUUCUAUUUAUCCACCGCUCCGUGAAGGGUUCUCUGUUCUACCCAUUCCAAAAGUCAAUGGCUGCAGUCCGUGCGGAUCCAAUGUCAGAGACUUUUUUUCUAGUACACUUUUAUGAGCUUCUGAGAGGCAAAUGUUUAUUUUUUAGUGCAUCCAGUUAACCAUGUCAGUCCAACAGGCACCGUGCUGGAGGAGAGGCCGGGGAGUAAUCUUUUCCCCUGUUCUCUUAGUGCAGGUUUGGAACAUGCUCCAUUUCACUGGCCUGGUCUCUUACUACCUUGCAUUGACUCAAGGUCAGCUGACUGCUCUGUACAUUUCACAUGCUAAUGGGAUAAGGGAUUAUACUUUAUAAAAAUAUAGUUUUAGUUAAAGAAAUGAAGGAGGAACCACUGUUCCUGGUAUAUCAGCUCACAAGGAGAUGAUGAACUAUAUAUGGGUGUGUAUUUCUGUCAAAAAGAAUUUAAAAUGAUAUUUGCCAGUCCUGUUUAUCCUUCAUGAUCUUUUUCUGGCACCGAUGACUAUUCAAAACAUCAGAUCCACCAGUGUUUUGAGAUGCACCUUCUUCUUUAGGAAAUGAUGCCAAUUAAAUGGUAACAUUCAAAGAUAACCAAAAAAAAAAAAAAAAAAAUCUUAAUAAGACCUCAUUCCUUGCCACUGACUCAUAAUUUGUUAUAUAUUAGACAUACAAAAGUUUACCCUUGCACCAUAUAAAGGGAAAAGAAAAAUAGCUAAUAAAUGUUAACAAAGGAAAUAUUUAGCAUAUUUUAAAGUUUGGGCCACCAAAUGUAUCAUGGAUCACUUGAAAUUAUUUCAGCCGUCAGUAGGCUAAUUACAAAUAAGUCUAAAUUGUUUCAAAAGUUCUUGAAGGAACUUUUCUGAGACAAAAUUUUAACUCCUUGUCUGUAAUUGUCAGUAUUAUUCUAAUAUACUUGAAAGUAGCAGUGUGAAGUAAAAUAAUUCAUAUUCUUCAGAUACUUCUUAUACAAUUAAGUUGCAUUAGUGAAGGUAGAUUAAAUAAAACUCAGAUCCCUCUCUCAGAGUCUAAUGGGGAGGUAAGAGCCAGUCACACUUGAACUUGACACCCUGUCCUUCACGUUCGGAAAUAUCCAUAUAUUUAUAUAACAUGUUACAUAUAGACGGACAUUGAAAUCAUGGUGAAAACCUACAUAUUACAUGUUUGGAAGACACUUACAAAGGGAAAAUUUGGAUUCCCUUCAACAAGGGUGUUUAAGAUUGUAAUUAAAAUGAUAGCUGACUUUCAAAAGCAUUAAAAUUUUUUCAUUGUUUUUAACUUUGUUUCCACGGCAAUCCUGCCAUCCUUGUCUUUGAACUAAUGAUAAAGUAAUGGUCUCAAACUGCAACAGAAAAGUAAUGUACAAUCCAUCGAAUCCAUUAUUUCUCUAAUUAUGCAAUUAGCAUCAUAGUUAUCAUCCAGAGGACCCAACUGAACUGAACUAAUCCUUUUGGCAGGUUCAAAUCAUUUAUUUCAUUCGCUGUUCUAAUGAUUUUUGUCAUUAGACUCCUACAUUGUACAGUCAUCAGAAAUUUCCAAAGUACUGUAAUGAAACAUCCUUGUUUUGAAAACUUUGAAAAAAACAGGCUCUGUAUGUAUAUAAUAUGUACUUAAGAAUAUGCUGACUUCAAUUAUUAGUCUUAGGGAUUUAUUUUCAAUUA
This is a messenger RNA of Balaenoptera ricei (Rice's whale), 4403 nucleotides long. RefSeq names its product cadherin 6 (gene CDH6). Gene Ontology annotation, molecular function: cadherin binding; calcium ion binding. Gene Ontology annotation, cellular component: adherens junction; catenin complex; plasma membrane. Gene Ontology annotation, biological process: multicellular organism development; cell morphogenesis; adherens junction organization. The transcript has 12 exons. The record is from RefSeq and is a predicted model, not a curated record. Lineage: Eukaryota; Metazoa; Chordata; Mammalia; Artiodactyla; Balaenopteridae. Bases 303 to 2675 code for a protein of 790 amino acids.